AUGGCGAACGAGGUGAUCCUUCUUGAUUUCUGGCCUAGCAUGUUCGGCAUGAGGACUAGGAUCGCGUUGAGGGAGAAAGGUGUCGAGUUCGAGUACAGGGAAGAGGAUCUGGCGAACAAGAGCCCUUUGCUUCUCCAGAUGAACCCCGUUCACCAGAAGAUUCCGGUUCUCAUCCACAACGGUAAACCGGUCUGCGAGUCUAGCAUUCAGGUGGAGUACAUCGACGAGGUCUGGUCUCACAAGAACCCUAUCCUCCCUUCCGAUCCUUACAAGAGAGCUCAGGCUAGAUUCUGGGUUGAUUUCAUCGACAAGAAGAUGUACGAGGCUCAGGGGAAGGUGUGGGCGACGACGGGGGAGGAACAAGUUGCAGGGAAGAAGGCGUUCAUCGAGCUGCUCAAGACACUUGAGUCUGAGCUUGGGGACAAACCUUUCUUUGGUGGCGAUGACUUUGGCUACGUAGACAUUGGGUUGAUUGGGUUCUACACAUGGUUUCACGCAUACGACAAGUAUGGUAACUUCAGCAUCGAAGCAGAGUGUCCUAAACUGAUCGCUUGGGCCAAGAGGUGUCUGCAGAGGGAGAGCGUGGCUAAGUCCCUGCCUGACUCUGAGAAGGUCACUGAUUUCAUCGCCGAGCUCAGGAAGAAGUUUGUACCCGAGUAG
Messenger RNA from Thlaspi arvense, 660 nucleotides. The record is from the annotation of a GenBank genome assembly. Lineage: Eukaryota; Viridiplantae; Streptophyta; Magnoliopsida; Brassicales; Brassicaceae.